Molecule: messenger RNA, 1694 nt
Organism: Fopius arisanus
Lineage: Eukaryota; Metazoa; Arthropoda; Insecta; Hymenoptera; Braconidae
Product: protein FAM98A
Exons: 3
Coding region: 141-1397 (418 amino acids)
Cellular component (GO): tRNA-splicing ligase complex
Source: RefSeq, a predicted model, not a curated record
UUUAGUCAAUCCUCUUUGCGUGUGCCGGUCGCUCUGCGCAUUUCCAUAAUUUCUUUUGAAACAAUAAUUGAAUAUCAAAUAGUUAUCACAUAACCCUCCAAAAUUACGAUUAUCUAGAGAAUUAAAUCUGGUCUGAUAAAAUGGACGAUCUUUUGGAGUGUCUGCAAAAUAUGGGGUAUGAAGGACCUUUGCUAGACUCCAGUAGAUUUGAUGAAGCCCUGAAGAAAGGUGCCAAAUCGACGGAUUUCACAUCUCUGGUGGCCUGGCUGUCAGAACAGCUGUCGAUUUUUGGUAAUUUUGAGGAGCGCGUCCAUCCAACGUCUAGUCCUGAAGACUCCAGUUCAUUUUUGCUCGAGUUGAGCACAUUUCUGAAGGAACUGGGGUGUGUCAAUACUCAGUUUAUGUCCGGUAAUCUCAAUCAAAGACUUGCCACGAGGGACGAACGGAUGCUCCUUCUGGAAUACUUGAUUCAAGAGCUCAUGGCUAGUAAAAUAAUUGAAGCGAAAAAACCUGAUGCUGGAUCCAAGCUACAAGUGACAAUCCAUGAGAGUGACACUGCCAAAUGUCUGAAGGACAUGUCCAUAGCCUUGGAGUUUGGAAAACCUCCUGACACCAUCACUGCAGGCCAAUUAUUCAACAAACUCCAGGGUAAACUCAAAACUGUAGUUACUUCAGCCCCGAAGGAUUUAAUUGGCAAACCCCUAAUUAUCGGUGAGUUAUCGAAAGAACAGUGGGAGAAGAUUGAUCAACUCCAAAAAGAUAUGAAAGAUGAAUUCAUGAUUCGAAGAGAGAUGUUGCUGAAGAGAUUGGACGUUACUGUUCAAUCAUUUUUGUGGUCAGACCGGAUAAAAGCGAAGCAAGAUCAACUGAUCACCUGUUAUCACGCGAAACGUGCUAAAAUGUCGAGCGAGCCAUCGGUGACGAUCUCCCAAUUAUUGGCAGCCAGAGAUGAUAUAGCGAUAAUUGAAAAAACAAGUAGUGCAGCUGUGAGAAAGAACACCCAGAGUAAAGUCACGAAGGUGAUAAUUGGAGCUGUGCCAGAUCGAGGUGGCAGAACAAAUGAGCAAGCCCCACCACCACCGGAGAUGCCCUCCUGGAAGAAGGACAGAGCUCCCGACGUAUCAAGGGGUGGCAGAGGGGGUGGACGAGGCGGGGGAAGAGGUAAUUACAGAGAUCACAAGGAUUCCUCCUCGAAUUUUGGACAGAACAGAGACUGGCAGGAUCAGUCCAACAGCUCGGGGUCUUGUCAAGAUGAUAACAGAGGAUAUCAAAGGAGUGGUCAUCAAGGAGGAUACAACCAGGGUGGGUAUAAUGGAGGGGGAAGGGGGGGUAGGGUCCAAGGAGGGUGGGCUCGAGGUGGUGGAGGGUACAAUCGAGGAAGUAGAUCUCAUUAUUGAUUUUUUUUCCUGUUCAGAAAUCAUUGUCGAAUUAGUCUUUUUUUUUUACUUUUUUGUUGAUUCAAAUUGUUUAUAUUUUGUAAAUUAUUGUGCAUUCAUCGCUGAAUUUUUUUCACGAUAAUUCAAUUGCUUGAUUUAUUGUCAAGAAUAAUUUAUAGAAUGAAGAAAGACUGGAUGAUUAAAGAUAAUUGAUCGUGUUCGUACUCAUUCAAUUUGGAAUGCGUUUCUGAAUAUCAUAUGAAUGAAGAAAUUUUCUUUUCUGCAUUUUCUUUUACUGAAGGAAUUUUUACAAAAUAU